Messenger RNA from Ananas comosus (pineapple), 1734 nucleotides. RefSeq names its product magnesium transporter MRS2-F-like. The coding region runs from base 164 to 1519 and encodes 451 amino acids. Gene Ontology annotation, cellular component: membrane. Gene Ontology annotation, molecular function: magnesium ion transmembrane transporter activity. NCBI's taxonomy places the organism in Eukaryota, Viridiplantae, Streptophyta, Magnoliopsida, Poales, Bromeliaceae. The transcript is spliced from 6 exons. The record is from RefSeq and is a predicted model, not a curated record. Gene Ontology annotation, biological process: transmembrane transport; magnesium ion transport.
GGGAGAAAAGCCCGUUCCCGGCAUCGCCACUCCCCGAGUCCCCGCCUCCCACCGCGUUCCCACGCCAUGGCCGAAGGUCUUCUCCUCCUCCCCGCUACAAGACCCCGAAACGCUCACCCCCUCCCCCCUCGACGAAGCCGACGAAACCCUAGAACUCGGAUCCAUGAAAUCCCCCACCGGAAACCUCAUGAAGACCCCGAAGUCACGAAAGGGGGCGGCGCCGCCACCUCCAGCACCGGCGGCUUCGCCGGCUCAGCCCACGCCGGCGCGGCGGAAGGGGGCGGCGAGGGAGUGGCUGGUUGUGGCCGCCGAUGGGCGCUGUUACCACGAGGAGGCCGGGAAGCAGUCGAUCAUGAAGCGCACGGGGCUGCGGCCGCGGGAUCUGAGGGUGCUCGACCCCUUGCUCUCCUACAACACAUCCAUCCUCGGGAGGGAGAGGGCCAUCGUCGUCAACCUCGACCACAUCAGGGCCAUCAUCACCGCCUCCGAGCUGCUCAUUGCCAACCCCAGGGAACCCCUCAUCGAACCCCUCGUUCAGGAUCUCCGAUCUCUGGUCUCCGCCUCCGAAAACCCUCCGCAGCAGGAGGUGGUGGGUAAGAAGGCUCCGUCCAGCUGGCCCUCAUUUUCUGGUAAUAGUCCGUCGGUAAAACCAAGCCCGGAAGGUUCUCCAAAAGUGACGUUGCGGACAUUGCUCUCAAUAGAUGAGAAGGGAGAGAGCAGACGGGGGCUGGAAGUAGAUUUGCCGAGAGGCAGAAGUACGAAGGUCCUCCCUUUUGAGUUUAGGGCGCUUGAAGUGUUUCUUGAAUCGGCAUGCAAGUGCCUCGAAUUGGAGAUCACUGCACUGGAGAAAGAAGCUUAUCCAGCUUUAGAUGAGUUGACUUCUAAAGUUAGCACGCUGAACCUUGAACGUGUUAGAAAAAUAAAAAGUCGGUUGGUUUCAAUAUCAGGGCGUGUUCAGAAGGUGAGGGAUGAGCUUGAACAUCUGUUAGAUGAUGACAUGGACAUGGCUGCAAUGUACCUAACCGAGAAGCUUGCUUAUCAAGCUGCUGGUGGACUCUCAUCAAGAUUUGAUUUAGACAAAGAUCCAAUUGAGCUUGGUGAAGACGAGGCUGAAGAUGAUGAAGAUGAGAUCGAAAGUAGUGAAGGAUAUGGUGGCGUAAAGCCUAAUGUUGAUGAGCUCGAGAUGCUGUUAGAGGCUUACUUUGUGCAGACAGAUGGCACAUUAAAUAAACUAUCCACUCUGAGAGAGUAUGUUGACGACACGGAGGACUACAUCAAUAUUAUGCUUGACGACAAACAGAACCAGCUGCUACAGAUGGGGAUCAUGCUUAGUACGGCAACCUUAGUCACUAGCUUUGGCAUAGUGAUUGCCGGUGUGUUUGGCAUAAACAUUCACAUCCCGCUCUACGAGUCCCCCUACAUAACAUUUUGGCAAACCACUUUCGGCCUCGUAGGGGGGAGCCUCGGUUUGUAUAUAAUAGCCUUUCUAUGCUACAAAAAGAGUGGCCUGCUGCAAUAAUAGAAAGAUGUGCAUAACAUCUCUGCUAGCUUGUUGAUCGAGGAGGCGUUUUAGUGACUCAAUAAAUGGGAAUCAGGUAAUAGUUAUUGUACUACUAGCUACUUAUUAUCAUCCAGCAAUGUCCAACUUUUUCAUGGUUGGAUCAAACCCCUAACUACAUUUGAUCAUUGUACCGUAUAUUUAUUGAGAAACCAGUUAUAUUAGUUCCAAAGAUA